Lactuca saligna is the source of this 848-nucleotide messenger RNA. The record is from the annotation of a GenBank genome assembly. NCBI's taxonomy places the organism in Eukaryota, Viridiplantae, Streptophyta, Magnoliopsida, Asterales, Asteraceae.
AUUAUAUUAUUUUAAUAUUCUGAAUUUAAGCGCUAUAUAACACAUUCUUGAAACCAUUCACAAAUCACACUUUCAGCAAUUCAACCAUCUCAUCUUUUGACUUUUAGCUUCAAAGAGUUGUAAAAAUGGUGAAGUUGACAAUCGGUAGCAUUGGUGACUCUUUUAGCGCAGGUUCAGUCAAGUCUUACUUGGCUGAGUUCAUUGCCACCCUUCUUUUCGUGUUUGCGGGUGUCGGGUCAGCUAUUGCUUAUGGUAAGCUCACAGCAGAUGCAGCACUAGACCCCGCAGGAUUAGUUGCAGUGGCAAUAGCCCAUGCAUUUGCACUCUUUGUUGGGGUUUCAAUAGCAGCCAACAUCUCCGGAGGCCAUUUGAAUCCAGCUGUCACCUUCGGAUUGGCUAUUGGUGGUAACAUCACCAUCAUAACCGGUUUAUUUUAUUGGAUUGCCCAACUUCUUGGAUCCAUCGUCGCAUGUUUCCUCCUACAAUUUGUCACCGGUGGCCUGGCCGUUCCAACCCACGGAGUUGCUAGUGGGAUGAGCAGUAUUCAAGGAGUUGUGUUUGAGAUCAUCAUAACUUUUGCUCUUGUCUACACAGUCUAUGCAACCGCUGCUGACCCUAAAAAAGGAUCACUCGGAACCAUUGCACCCAUCGCAAUCGGUUUCAUUGUUGGAGCCAACAUUUUGGCUGCUGGAGCUUUCAGCGGUGGCUCAAUGAACCCAGCUCGAUCAUUCGGCCCUGCGGUCGUUAGUGGUGACUUUUCACAAAACUGGAUUUACUGGGUCGGCCCACUUAUCGGUGGUGGGUUGGCUGGAUUAAUCUAUGGUCGAGGAUGUACAUCCUUAUUGUGA